Molecule: messenger RNA, 5631 nt
Organism: Caenorhabditis auriculariae
Lineage: Eukaryota; Metazoa; Nematoda; Chromadorea; Rhabditida; Rhabditidae
Source: the annotation of a GenBank genome assembly
AUGUACGCUUCAAGAGUGAUCACCGGACACAACAACUCGUCUUCCUGGAGUCUUUCCAGGACCGCUGAGUGUGCUUUCCCCAUACCCCUAUUCCGUGUAAAAUCUUCAUUCCGUGUAAAAUCUUCAUUCCGUGUAAAAUCUUCACUCGAAGUGGUAGCUCUCAUUCUGAGGCUUCCACACAGAGCACGGUCUCCGGGCUUCAGCUACACCAUCCACUACACCCUGAGCUCGUCAAGGCGCAACUGGAUAGACUACGCGCAGAAGAACGAUGCGAAGGACCGUAAGACCAUGCUUUCAACUCUUUCGACUACACGUUUGGACUUCUAGUUCGCCAAAGGCGGUUGUUCGUUAUAGCUUUUAAAGUUCUUGUUGACCGCCUAGUCGAUUACAUCGGACUAAAACAACAAAAUAAAUGAUUUGAUUUGAUAUAAAAGUGAAUACGAAAAAAAAUUUUUUUUUCAUUUUGUCCUCUCUUUUCGUGUCAUAAUCUUCACUAAAAAAAUUAACAAUAUUUUAUUUUUGAAAUUUUUAGCAUUUGAUCAAAAAUUUCACGGAUUAAAAAAAUUUUUUUAGAAUUUUUUUAAACAGUUUACUUGUUGAAAAUAAAACUUCAAAAAAAUGAGAAAAAAACAAAAAAAUUUAUUUUUUUCUACAUGGUUUUUUUGAGAAAAAAAUAGAAAGGAUUUUUUUCUUUUUUUCACGCUUUAUUUAGUUAUCAAUAAAAUAGAAAAGUUCAAAAAAUCAUAAAAAACCUCAUUUUUUCAUUUUCUUCUUGCCAUGGUCUUCACUAAAAAAUUCAGAAAAUCUAUUUUUUUAUUCUCUUCCUGAAACUUGUAUCUGCGUUUUCCAUCUUUUAUUUUUCUAAUAAAUUUUGCUUAUACCUUUAAAAAAAGGUCUUUGAACAACAUUUUUUGUUGGAGUCGAUUAUAUGACAAAUGACGCAAUUUUCCGUAUUUUCAGGCCUUUCGAGGGCUCCGGAAGGCCCUGACCAUGUGGUUCGACAUCAACCGAUUCCACUUGCUCGUCCUUUUCACCUGGCAAUUUUCCAUUUUUUUCGCCUCCCAACAAAUUUUCCCCAUCUUCUCCAAUUAUGUACCUCAGUGGCAGUGUGGUGAGUUUUUUUUUCAGGUUAUUAGGUUUCUUCCUUGUUGUGGUGAGAAAUGAGGAAGUCUGGGGGAGAAAAGAGAAGAGAAGAAGAAGAAGAGAUUGUUUUUUUCGUUUGUAAAACAUCAAUUUCAACAGCUGUUUGUAUGGCGGUCGUGUUCGGAAGCUUCUCCACAACUUUUCGAGAAAUGUUUCUUUUGAGAGCAAGAGAAAUGAGCCCGGGAUCAUGAGGCUCAUGGAAAUCGGACUCGUAGAUUCAAAAUCGAUUAGAAAAAAAAAAGUUUCAGCUUGUUUCAUUUAAUUCUUCUCAAAGUUUGCCAGAGAGAUCGUAGAAAUUCAAAAAAAUAAUACCAUUUGAAAUGCCACAGUAACCUGAGGACUAGCAUCUUUCUUUCGUGGCGAGACCUCGUUUUGAUUUAGGGAUUUUUUUAUAAAAAUAGAUUUUUUUAAAACAAAAAGAAAUGAUUUUUUUAUAAAAAGGAGAAAAAAAUGACAAGGAAACAGAAAAAGAUAGAAAGUGUGAAAAGCUUUGAAAAAAAUUUCUAGUAAGAAAAAUAGGAGAAAUCGUGAUUUUUUUCUACUAUUUUUCCUAAUAAAGGACCUACUUUCUGAUGAAAAAAAGAUUUAUAAGCUGUUAAAAAGCAAUCAAAAAGAUCCUUUGAAACGAAAUUUUCGCAAAAAAAUGAUUAAGAAAAAACUUUGAACAAGCUGAAUACUGUGCCACAUUUUUUUUUUUGAAAGUGACGAAAAUAAUCAUUUUUCAGUUUGAAAAGCCUUCAAAGCGAUCGAAUAAAUGAUUAAAUUUCAAUAAUCAUUUUAAAUUUUUCUGUCAAAAAAUAAAUUCCAGAAGACGAGCCACCAUCGAAAAACUGCGCAGUCUACGAAAAAUGCCAAGGAAAUGUAACUUUUGUCAAUCCCGCCUUCCAAUCGGCGGCCAUGGAGUUUGUUUUUUCUUUUAAAAAAAAAGCUUAAUCAAAAUAUUCCAGGUACAAAUGGAUCUGUGGGAAUUCGGCCUACUUUGCUUCAUUAUUUUCACAAAUACAGUUUGCCGGCGUUUUAUGUGGUGAGUGUAAAAAUGAUGGCUGUUUUUGUUGGAUCAAAUGUGCUCCACCGAACUUUCGGUAAGAUCUAAAAAUUAGCUCGCAUAAAAAUUUAAUUCCGAGAAAAUAUUAUUCAACAUAAACCAUGGAAAUUUUGCUAGGAGGCUAAUUUCUCGCUUCAAAUGCGCUCCAUCUAAUUUUAAGCGUGAUCAGAAAAUUGAUUAAUCAUAAAGAUCAGAAAAUCGAGAGCAAAAAAAUCUUUCACUCAUUUUUCUUCAAAUCAAAACGCUAUUGAAUUUUAAGCCAAAAAGCUAUUUUCUACUUCAAAUGCGCUCCAUCGAACUUUCCGUAAGAUCAGAGAACCGAAAGCUGUCCAAGCUUUUUCUUUUCAAAAUGGUCUCUAUCCAACUGAAAAAACAAGAAAUUUCUUGCCAGAAAGCUAUUUUCCGACUUCAAACGCGCUCUACAGCGAAUUUUUCAAAUAUUGAGGAUUUUUACUAAAUAACAUUACGGCUACUUUCUCUGUGGAAAAGGGGAUUUUAAUGAAGGGUGCUGAUACUUCUUAUUACAACAGCUGUAUGUAAACUCCCUUAGAAUAAAAUCACGGCCAAUUUAUCAUAGGGAAAUUCGCUCCAGCGAGCAUUUUUCAUAAUCAAGAUAAUUUCUGACAAAAUUUUGACUACUCUCUAUGUUGAAAAUGCAAUUUUGAUGAAGAAUCCUAUGAAGGGCUUUUUUCUCACCUCAAGUUUGCUCUAUUAAAAUUCAAUAAAUGAAAGCAAACGGCCAUUUUAUCACAAGAAAAUUCGCUCCAGUGAACAUUAUUCUUCCAGGAACCUUCUCAUUUGGCGCUCUUUCCGACAUUCUUGGCCGGAAGCCAAUUGCAGUUUUCGCUCUGUCACUAGGAAUAUUCAUGAACUUUGUGACAGGUAAAUUUUGAAAAUUAUUCUCUCCGGUCAAAAUUUUUUCAGGCCUGGCACCUAGUUAUCAAGUUCUGAUGGCUAUUCGGUAAGUAACUCUGAAAUUUUCAAAUCUGGUAGCUUUUUUUUGGUUGAUACAGCAAAGUGUUGAAGUGUGCGCGGAGCGGUCGCGUUGCGUUUUUUGGCGCCAAUUCAAAAAUUAUCCCGUCAGUGGUACUAUUUUGUAGACAUUCCUUUUCUUUCUUCAGAAUACCUUCUUCCGAUCGUGUCUCUGUUAAAUAAAAACUUCUAAACAGGAAACUGCGGGAAAUUUAAUUUUUCGAAUUUAAAAACGCGUUGCGGCCGCUUCGCACACACUAUAGUCCGUUUCCCGCGACUUGAAACUGCUGUUUUUCUCAGGACCCUCUCAUGUCGAUGUGCUAUUUUCAUGUUUCUCUGGCCUCGCCGAUGAGGGAACAGAGAGACGCAGAAAUGUCUUGUCGCGGCCAAACGGACUAUACAGCCCAUUCUGGCUCGGUUUAACUUUCGCGGCGAAGGUAGAUCGUAAAGACUCCUCAUGCGCCUUUAAUAAGAUCCUAACUAUGGGCCUUUAAUAAUAGUCUACAAAUGCGCCUUUAAUAAGAUUCUGCCCAUGCGCUUUUAAUAAGAGCCUCGUUUUUUGAUUCAUUUCCGUUUCUAUUGAAUAUAGUUUUUAUUCAAAUUCAAAUCGACGGAUUUCAAAAAAAGGGCCAUCAAAUGAGGUCUUAUUAAAGGCCCAUGGAGAGCCGCCGCGAUUUAUCUCCGCCGUCCCAAGCUCUGUACCGCUCAAUGCUAUUUCAAGUCAAGAACAGAAAAGAUUAUUGAAAAAUUCAGAUUUUUCGUGGGUUUGUCCGUUGGAGGGACCCUAGUCGUGGUGUGCACCUUCGUCAUGGAAAUGCUGCUCCCGCAACAAAGAAUGGCCCUCCGUGCGUUUUUCAAUUGGGUAAAGUCCGAAAAGAAUCCGUAAGAGGUCACUAAAUCGUGAUUUUUCAAGGGAGUCGCCCGACUUCUGAUGACUUUGAUCUGUAUGGCGUUCCCCGAGUGGAGAAUGUCUUCGAUCGCUUGCGCAGUCGCUGCGUUGCCUGCGCUCAUUAUCAUCAUUUUUGCGUUCCCCGAGUCUCCAACUUGGCUUCAUAAUAAGGUUUCAAAGAAAAUCCAUAAAUUUCAUUUAUAAAUAAAAACUUGAAACGGUGAAGUUACUUAAUUUCUGUUCUUUUCAAAAAACAAAAUUUUUGAAUUUCGAAAUUUAAUACUUUUUAUGAUUUGAUGAUUGAUAAUAGAGGCUUAUUUUAAAAUUUUGAUGGGGAGUAAAACAAAAUUUACACAGCUUUAUCGUUUCACCGGCGUUUAAUGAGUUUUUUUACGCAGAAAUUCGUUGAAAUAUUUAUUUUCUAGCCAAAAAAAGCCUUUUGCCUUCGAUAAAAAAAUCUUGAAAAAUUCUUUCUUUUUGUAAAUUUAAACUCACAAAAAAAUAAAUUUUUCUCACAUUCAUUUUUUUCAAUUUAAUUUCUGUGUAUGAAAAAAAGACUAAUUUUUAAUUAUUUUUCUAAAAAAACAAGUACAUCUUCAUUUGAUUUUUUUCCUGAUCCAGAACUACUUUUUGGUAAGGUUCAUAUCAACAUUAGAAAAAAAUAAAGUGAUUUAUGUCGAUUAAAAAAAUUGAAGGGUCGAUUGGAGGAAAUGCGCGCCAGCGAAAGACACAUCGCCAAGGUGGCAGGAAUCCCCUACGUUCCAGUGGAGCACAAGAAAAAUAGAGCAUUCAAAGGUGAGCUUUUUUUGAAAAAUAUAUUAGGAUUCGGUUUUUUUUCGAAAAAAUAUCUACAACUUCAUCAAGAAAGGUCGGAAAAAAAUGGCAAAAAAAUUUGCAUUAGAGGGGUUUGAACUUUAGACGUCGGAUUCGUAGACUAAAAUGUUAACCAUUAUACCAUGCUAGUUUGUAUAGGGUAUUAAAAAAAAAUCAUUAUGGAAAAAAUAAAUUUGAUCUUUUUGACAGUUUUUUUUAAAGAAAAUUGAGCAUUUAAAGGUCCAUUGAUCCUAUAAUUUCAUCUAAAACCUCGAAAAAAUGGCAAAAAUAAAAUAUUAUGAGAGGGGUUUGAACUUUCGUCACCGUUUGCCAAAACUGAAGUGAUAACCAUGCUCAACAUGAAAAACGUCAAAAGUACGAAACUUGAAUCAAAGUUGAAACUAAAGUCACCUUGAAACGGCAAUUCUCAUUAAAUCCCAAUUUUGAGCUAUGUUCAGAAUUUUAAGUAGGAGGACGUCAUUCGAAAACGCUCUGUGGAUGUUCUCCGAUUGGUUUAUUGGGCUGGCGGAGCUUGAGCGAGGACUUGACAUUCGAAAUCUGAACAAACUAUGUUGCCUGUUCAGAUUUUAAAUAUGAAGUCCUCGCUCAAGCUCCGCCCCCUGAUGGCGCGAUAAACCAAUCAGAGAGCGAGCCAUCCCCAGAGCGUUUUCGAAUGACGUCGUUGUACUUGACAGAACGGACUAUAUUUCAUGAAGAAUUUCAAUUUCGAAAAAAAUCAUUUCAAAUUCGAUUUUCAGACAAUCUGUGA